Messenger RNA from Acaromyces ingoldii, 3987 nucleotides. RefSeq lists its product as hypothetical. The record is from RefSeq and is a predicted model, not a curated record. Gene Ontology annotation, cellular component: cytosol. Gene Ontology annotation, molecular function: metallopeptidase activity; aminopeptidase activity; zinc ion binding. The coding region runs from base 140 to 3979 and encodes 1279 amino acids. The transcript has 10 exons. Lineage: Eukaryota; Fungi; Basidiomycota; Exobasidiomycetes; Exobasidiales; Cryptobasidiaceae. Gene Ontology annotation, biological process: tRNA processing; proteolysis.
UCCAGCGCGAAGAAAGGUCGAGCACCAGAAUUUGCAAGGAGGCUUUCAUUCUUCUGGCUAUCUCGUCACAUUUUUACGCGACGGCUGGUCUUCUGAAAGGUUGCUUUCUCACACGACAGACUCGCAGGAGCAGGAGUCGAUGCGAGGGCCGCUUAGAGAACUUCGCCGUUUUGUCUCGCUCAACAACAGCAGGAUCUCCACACGAACGCAGACGGUAGUCCGUACGCAGCCCCUACAAGCCCUCCGCGUUCAAGCGCCUUCGUCACCAAUCGCAAUUCGCCGCCUUGCAACAAUGGCGGCGGCAGCAGCUACACCUGUGUCGGACGCAGGAUGGACGCCUCCAGAACCCGGAACAAUUCCAGCACCAGCGAGGCGGGCACCUGAGGACAUCCACACCCACGCCAACCUCAUCGAGAUCCGGCCGACACACCUUGAUCUGGAAUGGACCAUUGACUGGGACAAGCGGAUCUUUUCGGGCUCGGUCGAGCACACUCUCGUCGUGGAGCAGGAUGGCGUGGACCGCUGUGUCAUGGACUCCAGCUUCCUCGACAUUCACAAGGUCACAGUCAACGGAAAGGACGCCAAGUGGGAGUUGAGCAAGAGGAAGAACACCCUUGGAAGCGCGCUCACGAUGCAGAUCGGAAGGAGGAACCAGGGCGACAAGAUCAAGGUGCUCAUCGACUACAGCACAACCGAGCAAUGCACGGCUCUGGGCUGGCUGACCACGGAGCAAACCGAGUCCAAGAAGACGCCCUUUCUCUACUCUCAGGCGCAGGCGAUUCACGCCCGGUCGAUGCUGCCAUGCGUCGACUCGCCAUCGCGCAAGAUCACCUACACAGCAAAGGUGCACAGCAAGAUCCCUGUGCUGAUGAGCGCUCUUGCCGAAGGCACCGUCCAAGCCUCUCCGACGGAACCAGGCGAAGCGCGCGUUGGGAACGCUGACACCAAUGGGCUCAGCACCUAUCACUUCCGGCAACCUGUCUCGGUGCCCACGUACCUCAUCGCCAUCGUCGGUGGUACCCUCUCGUUCCGCUCCCUGGCACCUCGCGUCGGGGUCUGGGCCGAACCCACGAUGAUCGAUCGAGCCGAGUGGGAAUUCAAAGAGGAUGCCAAUCGGUUCCUCAUCGCAGCCGAAGACACCAUCUCGCCGUACUCAUGGAGCCGGUACGACUGUGUGGUUCUGCCCCCCAGCUUCCCAUAUGGCGGCAUGGAGAAUGCCAACUUGACGACGCUCACUCCGAGUCUCAUCGCCGGAGAUCGAUCCCAAACAGACGUCUUGCUCCACGAGCUGGCCCACAGCUGGUCGGGCAACUUGACGUCGUGCGGCAAUUGGGCCUCCUUCUGGCUCAACGAGGGCAUCAAUGUUUGGAUUGAGAGACUGCUCCUCCAAGUCGUCCAUGGUCCCGAAGAAGGUCCUGCUCAGCGAGGAUUCUCUUAUAUCAUUGGGGCCAAGGCGCUGACCGACGCACUCGAGCAGUUCAAGGACAUUCCCCGAUUCCAGAGAUUGGUUCCUGUCUUCAAGGAGGGCGAGGACCCCGACGACUGCUUCAGCAGCAUUCCGUACGAAAAGGGAUCCAACUUCAUCCUUCACCUCGAGCAGACCGUUGGGGGUCUUGACGUCUUCCUUCCGUUCAUUCGAAGCCACUUUAGGACCUUUUACGACCGCUCUGUCACAACCGAGGAGUGGAAGCAGCACCUCUUCGACUUCUAUAAGGGGAGCCCCGAGAUCUCGAAGAAGCUUGAGGCAGUUGACUGGGACGGUUGGCUGCAUGGCGAGGGGUUGGAGCUUCCGGUCAAGAUGCAAUACGACGACCGACUCGCACUGCAAGCCUUCAAAUUGGCCGAGAGGUGGAUCAAGGUUAUCGAAGGCAAGAACGAUAUCAGCUCUGAAAAGUUCAAGCCCAAGGACAUUGAGGGAUGGGACUCGAACCAAGUCGUCGUCUUCCUCGAGAGACUUCACGCUGGUCCGCGCAUCACGGGCGAGAUCAUCGAGUCCCUCGAUUCCACGUACAAGAUUUCUUCGAACACCAACACCGAGAUUCUUGUCCGCUUCUACGAGGUUGCACUCGAGGAUCCAAAGGGCAAGUACGCCAAGGAGGCGGCACAGUGGGUCACCAAGCAGGGACGAAUGAAGUACUGUCGGGCCAUCUAUCGGGCGCUGUUCGCCGUCGAGCCAGAGCUGGCGAAGAAGACGUUCACGGAAAACAAGACGUUCUACCAUCCCAUUGCGGCGGCCAUGAUUGAGAAGGACCUGCAACUGAUUCCGAGCAGGCCGCAGGUUGGGGACAAAGGCCUCCUGUUUGCCGUGUGUGGCUGUACAGGAACCGGAAAGACGAAGUUGGGCGUCGAGCUCGGCCACUUGCUCUCGGGUCGAGCCGAGGUCAUCUCCGCCGACAGCAUGCAGAUCUACCAAGGCCUCGAUGUCAUCACGAACAAAGCCUCGACCCAAGAGAUGGAGGGUCUGAAGCACCAUCUGAUGAGCUUUCGACAUCCUUGUCCUCCUACGAGGGGGGACGAAUACGUCGUAAAAAACUUUGUGGAGGAUGCAAAUGCCCUGAUUGAGAAGAUGGACAAGGAGGGAAAGACACCGAUUGUUGUUGGGGGAACGACGUACUACAUCCAACAUCUCUUCUUGCCGGGCCGUCUCGUCUCGCUAGCGAAUGGCGACGAAGAGGGCAAAGAAACAAAGUCAGGCGGUGAAGAAGACAUUGACUCGAUCCUGCAUAAUUACGACCUUACUGCGCGCCUCGACGAAGCUCAAAUACGCCUCUUGCAUCGACUGGCAAAGGAGGAGGGCGCAAACUUUCAGUCGCUGGGUGCGACUGCUCUGCAGCUCUGGAAGACGCUCGAGAUGGUCGAUCCUACAAUGGCCCAGCGGUGGCACAUCAAAGAUACCAGAAAGGUCAUGAGGAGCAUUCGCAUCUUGCUAGAGACAGGCAAGAGGCAAUCAGAGUGGAUCAAAGAGCAGGACAGAGUCGAGGAGGAGCAACAUCGCUGCGACGGGGGAGGAGCGGACAAGGAGCAGAGGGACAAAGUCAUUUUCUGGCUCUGGUGCGACCCCACAGUGCUAAAGGAGAGGCUCAAUAACCGCAUUGAGAAGAUGAUUGACCGAGGGCUUUUGAAAGAAAUUGUCGAACUUCGCACACUCGAAGCGGCCACGAUGUCUCCGGGCAAGAGAGACUUCGAGAGGGGCAUCUUCCAGACCAUUGGCUACAAAGAGUUUGACGCCUAUCUGACUCAUUGCCAACGGACUGGCACCCUCACUUCGCUCGAUUCACGCUCCCUGCGGCCAUCAUGUGACGACGAGCAAGGUAGGACCCUGUUUGCAAAGGCAGUCGAGGACAUGAAGACAGCAACGAGACAGUAUGCACGCUCGCAGACGCACUGGAUCCGAAACAAGCUCAUUCCUGAGAUCCGGAAGGAAAGGUCACGGGGUGCAAGAGUGUACCUGUACAGACUUGAUGCGACUGAUCUAGACAAAUGGGACGAAUCGGUUGGAAAGCGAGCAAAGGAGAUUGUUCAAGGCUUCGUUAAUCGAUAUUCAUCAGUGUGCGACGACUACAUCUCGCAAAUUGAUAGUCAAGAAUGGGGAGGAUCGUCUCAUCAAGCCGGAGGAGUAGACCAAAUCGGCCGCAACAGAUUUGAAAUCUGCGAUCUGUGCACCCAAUAUACCUGGCACCAGCUAGAAGAACAAGAUCGGAAAGAGGGACGGGAGGAGAAUCAAACCCCGCCAAAGGGAGAAGAAGGGGAAUCUGAAGGCAUUGACAGCAACAGCGAAAUCGAAAGGGAGCCCUAUCUUGUCCGAGAGGCCGACUGGCAAGCUCAUCUAAAGAGCAGAGCUCAUCGAGCUGCCUUACGCUGGAAGCAGGGCCCACGAAACAAACCAGACGAGGGACCAGAGGCUGUAGAGAAGCGCAGACGUAGGCGAGACGCCGCCGCUGCUGCUGCUGCCGCAAUAGCAGCGACAGUGGCAGAGUGAAGUUUCGG